GCGGAAAUUAUAAACAAAACUACGGAACAUAACAGUGUUUUGAGGAUCCGUGUUUUGAGACUUCACAGAAAGAUGUUUAUACUUUAGUUAAUAGUUCUGCAUAAAUAUGUCAGUAAAAGAUCAGAGUUUUGCCUGUGGAGAUGCUGGGGAGAACAACAUUCAGGUGUUUGUCCGUAUACGACCCCCCAGUGGUGACGAGCCUGGCUACUCCCGUGUUGUUGACGUAGCUGACGGCGGUACUCAGCUAAUACUGCACCAGGAACCCAACCCGAGGAUAUUCGCCUUCGACUUUGUGGCUGACAUCACGUCAACCCAGGAUGCUAUAUUCAAUCGACUGGGCAGGAAGGUGAUAGAGAACUGUGUGGCUGGAUACAAUGGGACAAUAUUCGCAUAUGGCCAGACUGGAUCUGGUAAAACCUUUACGAUGCUCGGACCGAAUGAGGAUGCAGACAACUUCCAGCAUGAGCUACGAGGUGUGAUACCUCGCAGUUUUGAAUACCUGUAUCAGUUGAUAGAGCGGGAAAAGGAACUGCAUGGUGAGGGUAAGCAGUUCCUGUGUAAGUGUUCGUUCCUGGAGAUCUACAAUGAGCAGAUCUUUGACCUCCUGGAGCCGUCACCCACGGUACUCCACCUCCGGGAGAGCCUCAAGACGGGUGUAUAUGUGGCCGGGCUGUCAGAGAAAGUCGUUGCAGACGCUAGCGAAGCUUAUGAGGUUCUGUGCUCAAGCUGGAUGAACCGCAAGGUGGCGUCCACCUCAAUGAACCGCGAGAGCUCCAGGAGUCACGCUGUGUUCUGUCUUCAGAUUGAGUCCAAGGAGAAGAAGGGAUCUGUGGAGCACAUCCGGACAUCUCAGCUCAACCUGGUGGAUCUGGCAGGAUCAGAGCGACAGAAGGACACAAACGCCACCGGCAUCAGGCUCAAGGAAGCAGGCUCGAUCAACAAGUCUCUCUCCAACCUGGGUAAUGUGAUCAUGGCCUUGGUGACCGUAUCCAGGGACAACAAGAAGAGAUACAUACCUUACAGGGACUCCAAACUCACGUUUCUUCUCAGGGACUCUUUAGGAGGCAACUCCAAGACCAGUUUGAUAGCGUGCAUACAUCCUGGGCACAAGUGUUUUGGAGAGACCUUAUCCACGUUGCAGUUUGCUAAGCGUGCCAAGAUGAUCAAGAACAAGGCAGUAUUAAAUGAGAACGCCAUGGGUAACAUCAGCCAACUACAGGCCGAGAUACGGGCUCUGAAGGAAGAGCUUCAGAAAUACAAGGAGGGAAUUAUCUGUGUACAGCCACAGACUGUGUGCGCGUCUGCACCAGUUGAGAGCAUGCCUGUUCUGAAGGAGAUGUUCUUACAGGCCAUGUACUUGAAACAGAGGGCAGACAUGGAGAAACAGGAAUUAGAAGAAUCUGUUGACAAGCUGAAAGAUAUCAUUGACAAAAAGGACAAAACCAUCCAGACCAAUAAGAUGAUAAUCAAAUUCCGAGACAAUAAUGUUAAGCGACUGGAAGAUAAACUUAAAGGCAUCGACGUGAAAUGUGAAAAGGACUCAAAUGUGGAGAGCCUGGAGCGUGAGGUAGAGGCCCUGCGUACGCUGGUGGACAACAACCCACAGCUGGCCAAGUAUGCCCUGGAGACCAAGCAGCUCAAGGUAGCCUACGCGCGCCUCAAGGAGGAGCCUGGUACCUUGGAGAGGGUUGCGCGGGACAUGGACCGUACACACAGGCUGCAUGAGAUGUACAACACACUGGUCAUGGAGCAGCAGGGCUGCAAGGAGGAGCCCCAGAUCACCCCCCAGCGUGUGGACGGUGUGAGUGCUGCCACUGUGGAAAAGCUGCGCUCACAGAACAAUGACCUGUCUGCCAAACUGGAGCAGGUUCAGCAGCAGCUGGAAGACUCGCAGCAGACGUCAGAGAAGAGUCUGACACAGCUACGAUCCAAGCUGGAGGCGUCAGAGAAGCAAGUGCGGGAGCUGGAGCUGCUACUGUCUGCGUACAACACCAAGACCAAGAUAGAGAAGGACAUGAUGAAUGAUCUCCACAUACAGACCGUCAAGACAAUGUUGACACCGAAGAAGGAGUGCUACAAGUUACGCAGCCGGACCGUAGUGGCGAGGUUGUCAAACAACUCUGGCUCUGACCUGAAUGACACCAUCCCCUUUGAGAGCCCCGAGGGAGGCGGGGCCAGCUGCAUGGAGGACGAAGGCAUCAUGGGAGUGGACAUGCCUGAGGAGUUUGCACUGGCUGAGCAAGAGGCGCUACUGGACCAGAUCAAACAACUACAGAGUCAGAUGACCUCGGCUGAGAGUCGUAUAGACGAAUACGAGAAGGACAGAGUGAGCUACCAGCACAAGGUGUCCCUGCUGCAGUCCCAGUUAGGUCACACAGAACAGUAUCUGGAGACAGAGAAGCAAAAGACACAGUCUCUCCGAGAUGAACUCAAAAAAGUGGAGCCUCUGAUGAAGACCCUAACAGACGAGAGAGACAGUGCUGCUGGUGAGAAGGAGGACCUGAAGCUGAUGUUGCUUCAGGCAGACAGGGAGAUAAGGGAGCUCAGAGACAAACUGCGGGCAGCAGAGAUGGAAGGAACGGAGAAAUAUGACUUACUAGCGUCCAAGAUUGCAGAGUUCGAGAUAGCACUUCAACAUGCUAUGAAGGCCGAAGAAAAGCUUAAAGAAGAAAACACUUUACUCUUGGACAAACAAGAGGAUGAUAUGGCCACAAUAGAGUUCCACAAGCAGUUCAAUGAAAACCUGGAGAAACAACAGGCAGAGAAAACAAGUCUCAUUGAAAAACUGGAGAAACAAAUAAAGGAUCAGGAGCAGAGGCUGGACUGUGAAAGGCUACAGAGGGAGUCCCUUGUAUUGAAGCUCCAGGCAGAGGGGGAGGAAAAAGAGCAGGAGCUGUACAACCGUAUAGAGGAGAACAAGUCCCUGCAGUCUGAGUACGAGGGCACCAAGAACAUGCUGGAGGCCUCCCAGAUCACAGUCACCAAGCUGAAGGCAGUCAUAGACGAGAAAGAUGACAAGAUAUCUCACCUGGAGUUAGACAUGCGCCAGGCUGAAGAGAAGAUAAACCAAUUAUUCAGUCGGGUGAAGGCAGCGGAGGAUGGUCUAGAGGAGACAAGACAGCAGCUGGCGUCCUCCCAGGAGGAGGUUACAUUCUACCGUACCUCGGUGGACGACCAGUCAGCCUCGAUAUCAGAGUUGAAGGCUCAGUUGGAGGCCUCAGAAGAGAAGAAGAUUGAAGCUCUCAAGCAGUCGGAAGUGAAUAUUGAGAUAGUGACCGAUGAGCUGGCCCAUGAGAGAACCCUGAGUGCACAGCUCAAGUUACAGAUCUCGUUCCUUGAGACUGAGAAGGAGGAGCUUGGCGACAAACUAUCGAGACUAGAGGUACAGUUGUUGAUAAAGGAGGAGGACAGCAGACGUCAGGCUGAGACGGCCAGCCAUGCAGAGGACCUGAUCUCCCAGGUGGACAUGCUGAAUACCAUGAGGCUGCAGAAACAGGGGGAGAUCGAAAGACUCUCUGCCCGUAAUGAACAGCUUGAGGAGAUAAACAGGCUAACAAACAUACAGUGUGUGAAGAUGGAAGAAGAAAAUGACUGCAUGAAAGAAAGAAUAACCAGCCAGCAGUGUGAGUUGGACCUUUUGAAGGACCAAAUGACAUCAUCCAAGAAGGAGCUCCAGGAGAGAGACAAGGGUAUCGCUUCCUUGAAGGCUGUGUUAGAGCAACAGAAAAACAGUUUGACGCGACUCUACAUGGACUGUACAGAGUUAGAGAGGGAGAAGAAAUACUAUGAAGAACAGUGCGAAAGACUAAAGGAGGUGGCAGUGAAGGAUGAGUUGAACAAGACAGAGCUUAAGGAGAGGGCUAGACUACUUGAGGCUCAGAUCAGCACACUAACUGCAGACCUUGACAAACACAGUGGAGGCAUGGAUCAGCUGGCGACAGUGUUAAGGGAACAGUUCAAUGUUGAAACACCUACCAUGGAUCUGGACUCGAUUGCAGCAAUACUUCGAGACCUCAAGUCUGACUUGGACAUUAUGAAUUCAGCGUUUGGUUCAGAGGCGGGCCAUAAAAAUCCGAAGAAUAGGUUCCACCUUAUGGAAAGAUACAUUCAGCAAAAACACAAUCUAAAUGAGGUCAGACAUGAACUGGCACGCUUAAUGCUUACCAUAAAUUCUUGGAAAAGAUUCAGCUCAGCCUGAGAGUGAAGUUCCUGGAAAAUCAGCUGGAAAAGGUUGAUGGGGCAUGUCAUAGGGGCCCAACAACUAGAACUCCCUUGAAGGAGAACAUGGCACCUAAAAAACAUGUGGACGCUUCUAAAGUAGCGCCAAAAUGAACUUAUGUUACAUGAUUUUAUUUUUAUCUAGGUCAUUUAUUUUGGUUGUUUUGUAUGAAUUAUUCAAUACAAACCAAGGCAAUUUAUGAAAAUAAUUAUCAUUCAUUAUUAUUAUUCCCAUUCUCACAUGUACAUGUAACUAUGCUCAAUAUUCUUGAUUUCUUCCAAAACUUAAAAUUUACAUGUAGUGUGUACUUGUCACAGGUGACAAACUUGUUCUUGGUUGUUAACUAAGUUCAGAUUUAAAUACAAGUAGUGUACUUGUAUAAACAAUUUAUAAAAUUAUAUUUACUCAAAUUGCUGUGCUCCAUUUUAAAUGAAAUUAUGUGUGUUGUAUCUACGUACAUUUGUAUAAUACGAUGAGUAAAAUAUGAGGUUCUUUCUUUCUAUUAAGAGCGUUUUUGUUUUCUAUUGCAUAAUUUAUGUACAUGUUCACAAGCCCUACAUUUGAUGUUUGAAGAUGCAUUUUACAUUUUUCAGUGUUAGAAUAUUAACAAUUAACAUUUUGAUUUUGUAAAGUAUUUAUAGCACUACUAUUAAAUGUAGACAUAUCAUAAUCAGCCAAUGGUUGUUUAUUAUGUAGUUUUCAUUUUCACAGCAACAAUAUUUUCUACUUGUACCAUGACACUUGCCCAAUACCAACCUAUUUUCAGGGUUAAUGUAAGUUUUAACAGAUUUUAUUUAAAUAUACUCUUUCAUAGCGAGAGAAGUUUAAUCUUAUUUAAUUUUUAUGCCCACUUUGAGUGGCUGGCAAUAAUAAUUGCCCGGUGUGUCCAUCCCCAAGCUCACUUUGAACUUAUCUUUAACUAAUGGGUUGGUAGCGCACAAACUUUAGUAGUUGAAAGACUUAAUGUGUAGUUGAUCGUACAUAAUUGUUUUGGGGCUGCAACAAUUUUUGACAGAAAUAUAGCCCUUUGUGUCCGUUUCCUCUAUAUAAUAUAUAGCUUAAAUAACUUGUUUUUUCAACUCCUCUUUCACUAAUGGGUCAUUCUUUCCCAAACUUACAGUUGAAUACAUGUGACCUUAAGGUGAAGAUGAUUGCAAAGAAAUGACUUAGCUGCAAUGAUUUAUAGCAGUAUUUUGGGCAGCUAUAGAAUAUAUAGUUUCCAAAUUGUGUGUUUUCAACUCCUUUUAGUACUGGGUUGAUCUCUCUUGUGUUCAUGGUUGAAUGACCUGAAAGUGUAUAUGAUUGUAAAGAAAGAAUAAUGUCUACUGUAGAAUAUUACAGUGGACUUGUCUGCAUCCAAACACGUGUUGUGGAGGUGAAAGUGUCAGUGGCAUAUUUCUAGUUAGUAACACACAUGGACAAACAAAACUUAACUGCAUUUAAGUAUAUUGAUAAUUUGUUGACAUGCUCAUAGCUGAAGCUGACCAAAUUAAUAAAUUAACCAUUUCAGAAAAGACAUGUAAUACUGGUGUCUUUCGAGAAGUGUUCAAGCAUAGCAUGGAGUAUUUACAACUACUGCUACAUAGCAUGUCAAAAAUAGAUAUUAUAAAAUAUAUUACAAGAUUACUUGUUUUUUAUCGAUUUAAUUUCUAGAUUCAGACAAAUAGGCAACUUCUAUUCAGUACAUAAAUAUUGCACAAACAAAAAAAAUUCCUUUUCAAACUAUGUUAAACAAAAAAUGAUGUGACUAAAGACAUGAUUUGAGCCCAGUACUGCCAAAAUGGGUCUUAUGCCAUAUGUGACCAGAAUAUUUCUAGACCAGCCAGUGUAAUUGCAGUCUGGUCACGAGCUACUCUGUCCACCUUAAGAUCACAAUUGGUUUUGUGGUCUCUUUACCAAACAUGGUAGCUCCUAACAAGACUUGUGCACAUGUUGGUAAAAUAUGGUAUAAGACCCAUUUUUGAAUGGUAUAGCUCACUUAAAAAAAACAAAAAGAAAUCAAACUUGUGGUAAUUAAAUAUUUCAUAUGAAUGAAACAUGUAUGAAAGGAAUGUAAAAUUCUAAAACUGCAAUUCAAUGUAUACAUAAAAAGUUGCCACUGUACCUUUACGAAGGCUCAAGGACAACGUAUUCCAAACCAAUGGUACACAUAGCAUAUGUUGUUAAUGUAUCCACACAAGGCCUAGUUGACUAAGAAACAAUUGCAAAAGGAAAUUGUGUUAAAUUAAGUACAAAUACAAGAGCGCUAUGAAGGCCCAUAAGCACUUACUUGAGUUCAGGGUACACACAUUUUCGAGCGUGACCCUGAUUAUAACUCUGAAUAGGUAUUGUCAAAAUGAAUGUUCUCACCCACUUCCAUCAAAUUGCAUAAAAAAUGCAGAAUGUAAUCAGAUAACAACACACGACGGAAGAUAGUGAUCACUUUAGCUAACCUUGAGCAUUUUGUACUCCAGUUAGCUAAAAAGUCUAUAUAUUAUAUAUCCAAAUAAAUAUAGCAUGACCGUGAUUGUUGCAAAGUACAAAUAACUAUGGUUGAUAAUGACAGAAAGUUUCUUUGAAGUUGGCAGCUCCAUUGUUAGGCACUAUGACUUGGGGGAACCAUUUUGGUCCAUUUAAAACGGUCUGUUGCGAUUACAAGGAAAAUAACACUUGAUAUACAUGAAGCUUCAUUAAACAAAAUUGGACAAGUGGCUUAUUUUCAUGGUCUUUAAGACCAGGGAUGGCACUGUGCCUGAAUUUCCUAAUCUGGGGUACCCCUGUGCUUGAAUUCCAACAUUAAUAUUAAGUGGUUGUUUUAGAUCUAGAAUGAUGCAGAAAAACAUUAUUGGGCAUAUAUAUGAAACUUACACAAAUGGAAUCUCAUUGCCAGCUGAGGAUCUUUGACGCUGUGCCUAAACAAAAUCCUGGCUUGGAACCCUAAAUAAAGACAAGCUUUUGUAUAAACAAUUAAAUUCUGUGCAUUGGAACUCAUUGAACAAGAGCUGUGUUUGUGAAACACAAUGCCCCUAUUGCGCCGCUUUGAAGCCAUAUAUUUGACUUUGAUGGAAGACCUUGGCCUUUCACCACUCACAGUGUGCAGGUCCAUGAGAUACAAGUGCAUGCCUAAUAACAAGUUGCUAUCUUCAAUAUUGCAAAAUUUAUGCCCAAGCUUAAAGUUUUGGGACAGAAUGACAGACAGACAGGCCAAAAACAGUAUACACCCGAUCAUUCCAUCCGGGGGCAUAAAAAAUAAUAAUAAGAGAUCUUUAAUUUAAAAGGAUUAUUAUAAUUACUAAAUGAUUUUAUGUUCAAUAGUAAAGAACAAAACUGAGGCAUUCCAGAAUCUGUACCUUACCUCAAAUAUCCGAGUUGUUUCAGUUACAUUUCGC
Messenger RNA from Dreissena polymorpha, 7587 nucleotides. RefSeq names its product kinesin-like protein KIF15. The transcript has 36 exons. Gene Ontology annotation, molecular function: microtubule motor activity; ATP binding; microtubule binding. Gene Ontology annotation, biological process: microtubule-based movement. The record is from RefSeq and is a predicted model, not a curated record. The coding region runs from base 107 to 4198 and encodes 1363 amino acids. NCBI's taxonomy places the organism in Eukaryota, Metazoa, Mollusca, Bivalvia, Myida, Dreissenidae.